Messenger RNA from Caenorhabditis remanei, 1419 nucleotides. RefSeq lists its product as uncharacterized. Gene Ontology annotation, molecular function: calcium ion binding. The transcript has 10 exons. Bases 1 to 1419 code for a protein of 472 amino acids. Gene Ontology annotation, cellular component: extracellular exosome; endoplasmic reticulum-Golgi intermediate compartment. The record is from RefSeq and is a predicted model, not a curated record. Lineage: Eukaryota; Metazoa; Nematoda; Chromadorea; Rhabditida; Rhabditidae.
AUGAUUAAGCCUCUAGUCAUACUUGUGGUAGUGUUAUUUAAUGGAAUCGUGUGUCCUCCUCCAUUGAGGCAGCAAGCUCAGCAGGCUCAGGCACAAGAUAACGCUCAACAACAUAAUCAAGAAGCUACGGGACAGCAACAAGGAGAAGCUGCACAAAAUACGGAACAGCAGGGAGAGUAUGACGGUCGUCAUCCAGGGUACCAAUUCGCCUACACAAAGUAUCUAGAAGAAGUUGUCAAAAUUCUGGAGAGCGACCCAAAGUUUAACGAGCGGCUGAAGAACAUGAAGGAGGAUGAUAUCAAGGCUGGAAACAUUGCUGAUCAUAUCGAUGAUCUCCCGCAAGAAGUGUUUGACAAGCUGCACAAAGCCAAAUUCGAUGAAAUUGAGAGGCUUCGGAAACAAAUUGAAGAGCAAAUUAAGUUAGAUGGAGGUGCUCACAACAUCAAGAUGCCAGACCAUCUUGACGUGCAAGAGCUCGAGAAGUUCCACAAGGAGGACUUGAGAAAGCUCAUCCAGAAGACAGUUGCAGACAUGAAUGCAAUGGAUGAUCAAAGAAAAGAAGAUUUCAAGCAAUAUGAGAUGAAGAAACAAGCGGAAGAAGACCACAAAUUGGCGCAAAUGACUCCAGAAGAGCGUGAGAAAGCGAAAUUGGAACAUGAAGAGUCUAUCAAGCGUCACAAUGACCACGAGAAACUGAAGCACCCAGGAAGCAAGGAUCAACUUCAAGAAGUUUGGGAGGAGAGUGACCAUCUAGAAAAAGACCAAUAUGACCCAAAAACUUUCUUUGCACUUCACGAUUUGAAUGGAGACGGAUUCUGGAAUGAUUUUGAGCUCGAGUCCCUUUUCCAACUUGAGCUGGAAAAGAUGUACAAUGAAACUAACCCAGAUGAUGACAUGAAGGAGAGAGCCGAGGAGAUGUACAGAAUGAGAGAGCACGUGAUGAAGCAAAUUGAUGUCAACCAGGACCGUAUGAUUUCAAUGGAAGAAUUUUUAAAUGAUGCUGACAAUCAAAACUCCAAUCCACCCAAGCAACAAGAGGCAUGGGAGGAUCUUGGACAAAAGAAGGUGUAUACUGAUGAGGAACUCCAACAGUUCGAAGCGCAAUAUGCUAAACAACAAGGAUGGGGAGAACAUGCGUAUGACCCACAACAAGUUGCUUCAGACCAAAUUCAUCAGCAGCCAGCUCAACAACAACCACAGGCACAGCAACAAGUCCAUCCUGCCCAACAACAACCAAUUCAACCGGUUAACAACCACGCUCCGCCACCUGUUAUGAAUGCGCAACCACAUGUGCAACAGCAGCAACCUCCACAGCAGCCACCACAGCAGCCACCACAGCAGCCACCACAACAGAAUUUGCCACCGGUACAUCACGAGCCUAUCCAAGACCACACAAAAGACCCGACAUACGGAAUCUAA